Molecule: messenger RNA, 2747 nt
Organism: Perca fluviatilis (European perch)
Lineage: Eukaryota; Metazoa; Chordata; Actinopteri; Perciformes; Percidae
Exons: 5
Coding region: 11-1834 (607 amino acids)
Biological process (GO): cell migration; cell-cell adhesion
Cellular component (GO): adherens junction; catenin complex
Molecular function (GO): beta-catenin binding; actin filament binding
Source: RefSeq, a predicted model, not a curated record
UCUGCCAACAAUGGCAGCCACUGUUACACAGCAACUGAAUGAAGUGAUGACUUUAUGUGCUGACGUGGUCCAGCUCUUAACAUCAUCUGAUUUAACCAUACAAAAUGACGGUCAAGAAACAUUCAGCAUUUUACACAACAAGCUGAACAAAGCCCAGAACAACACAAAGUAUCUGGUGGAGUUUUCCACCUCAUUGAAAGGACGAGUAGACCAAUUGGAGGGACACUGUAUCCUCUGGGGCCUGUCUAUUCAGAUUUUGCUGAACUCUCUUGAUAAGAUUUUGGGAACAUCAACUGCAAUGAACCAGUUGAGCCCUCAGAAACAGCUAUCAGUGUUGUCUGAGAACUCGCUUCGAAUUCAAGAGGCAGCAAGGCUAACCAGCCUGAAUUGUAAAAGUGCAUACAAAUCAAAACAGUUAAUAGGAUACCAGGAUGAACUAAAAACCCUGACUGAAGCCUAUCUCAAAGCUGCCGAAGAGCUCGACAUAACGCUAAGUGUGAUGCAACUUGCAAAAUCAGAAUUCUUUCAGAGACAUCUUUUGAUUAAAAUGAGAGUGCUUUCUGGUCAUUUGAGCAAAGCAAAUAAGGAUUAUGACACAGCACUUCAAAAUAUUGUCAGCAUUGCUUAUUUUGCUGCUGAACACUUUAGGAAGAACAACACAGAUGACGCCGAGCAGAAAUUUGAUAAUGCAGCUCAAACACUUUUUGAAAGUGUAAAACCUGCGACCGAAAGAGUCGAGGACUGCUUACACUUCAUCCGCGACCCGCGUGCCCGUUCUAACCUGAGGUCUAUCAACGACCACCUGUCUUUUCAGAUCUCAGAUAUAAUCAGCAGGGCGAGGCUCAUGAUAGAGACUCACUACAUUUGUGACACACUCAGUCUGGAUGUGCAGAUACAGUGCUGGUCAGCAAAAGCUCACUAUGUGGUGGAGGAGAUCAGGAAGCAGGAUGGGAUUCACCUAGAGGCUAAAGCGCACAUCAUGGCUGGUCUACAGGGCAGAAGACCUGAUGAUAUCAAAGAAGUGUUGGCUACAGUCCCAUCUAAUGUCAAAGAAGUAGAAUUUCCCUCUGACAAGGCAAUGACACCUUGGCAGAAAGGCAACACAGAUGCUGCAGAACUAAAUGUGAAGAUGGUAGCUGUUGCCAAAUAUGGACCUGGAAAUAUGGAAAAAUAUGAUGGUGUCCGGUCUGGCGCAUACAAAGAGGCUCCUUCGCUGACCUACACAUCCCUUUUUUUAAAGCAAGAAAGUGACAGCUGGGAUCCCCAGGACAACAAAAUUGUCCAGGUGACCAGGAAGAUGGCUGACACACUAUGUUACAUGACUCAGUACUUGAGGAAGAAAGGCCCAAUACCGAAUAAAGAGGCAUUUGUCAAUGCAGCCAAAGAUGUUAUCUCAAACUGCCAGUCAGUAACUCAGUUUAUCAGAGUUAUUGCCAACCACUGCCUGGAUAAACAGUGUACGGUUGAACUCUCCCUCAUAGUGGAGCAGAUUCUCACCAUCACCAACCAGCUCAACAUCAUCUCCAGUGUCAAUGCUGUAACACCUGGGUGCAAAUCAUCUGAUGAGAUCCUGGUGAAGAACACACAAAAUCUACUGCAGACAGUCUUGCGUGGGGUCCAUGCUGCAGAGACAGCCUGCAUUACAGGUUUGAAGCAGCCUGAGCCAAACUCAGAUGGUGCUGAGGCUACAGCCUUGUGUUUCCAGUGGAGGAGGAAGCUGGAGAUCCAUCGAGCCCAGCAGACCUCUAACCCAGAGACCGAUGAGCUGGGUUUGAGGAAGACCUCAUCCCACCCUGUAGCACCCAGUCUUGCCCCACCAGUUGGCUACAAGUAGGGUUGCAAAGGGUCGGAAACUUUCCGUGGAAAGUUUAGCUGGGGAAUUUUGAAAACAUUCCAAUUUGGAAACUUUCAUGGGAAUUAACGGGAAUUAACAGGAAUAAACUGGACAUUUUUAAUAUUGCUUUCCAUGUAAAGUUUAGCUUUGGAAUUUUGGAACCAUUCCAAUUUGGAAACUUUCAUAAGAAUUAAUGGAAUUUAUGGGAAUUUGGAUGGGAUGUAGUCCUUGGGCUCAAAUGCAGUACUGUCUUCAAUCUGUCUUCAAUCUGCUGUAGAAUGUUGGAUUCUAGAAAUGAUCUGUGCAGUGGGUGUGGCCUCAGUAGCCCUGCAGUAGGCUAAGUAGUAGCCCAAACCAUUGACCUUUAGUUUAACAUAUGAAGGUAGCUAGCAUACUACCUUUGAUUAAUUACUAUGGCUAUGGUUAUGGUUAUAUGCAUGCUAAGGUAACCAUCAGCGCUAUCUAUUUUUCCAGCCUAUCAAGAACAAGUGGGCUAUACAAUUAACACACAUAGGUUAAUAGCAAUGGGUUAUGUAUUAUGUAGUAGCCUAUGCUGAUUACUGCGUGCGUGCAUGUCAUUGACGAAUAUAGGGAGGACAUUCAACUGAAGUUGCAUUAAAUGAGGUUGUUUUAACCAAGAUUAUGCUGCAAGAUGUUUUUUUUUCAACUACAUUAAGCUGCCUGUUAUAGACUAACAGUAUUAUAACAUGCAAUAUUAAAAAUAUUCAGUUUAUUCCCAUUAAUUCCCGUUAAUUCCUGUUAAUUCCCAUGGAAAGUUUCCAACUUUGAAAAUUCCCGGAAUUUUGCAACACUAGCUACAAGUUACCACUACCCCUUCAAAACACAAAGUAGUAUUUAGUUUCUCAAGAAAUAAGAAGCCUGUUUUCUAUUUGUUAUAACAAUAUGAAACCCA